Messenger RNA from Aureobasidium subglaciale EXF-2481, 801 nucleotides. RefSeq lists its product as uncharacterized. The record is from RefSeq and is a predicted model, not a curated record. NCBI's taxonomy places the organism in Eukaryota, Fungi, Ascomycota, Dothideomycetes, Dothideales, Saccotheciaceae. The transcript has 2 exons. Bases 1 to 801 code for a protein of 266 amino acids. Gene Ontology annotation, cellular component: proteasome core complex.
AUGGCAUCUUCAGUGACAGUCGCUAUUCCCAACGGCCAACCUGGCUACUCUUUCUCGCAUGCGCCCCAAGUCACAGUCAACUCAGGCCCACGCCAACAUGCUGGUUUCUACCCAUACACCGACAACGGUGGUAGUACUCUAGGUAUCUCGGGUGCCGACUUCACCAUCAUGGCUGGUGACACCCGCCACACCUCCGGCUACAACAUCAACACCCGUUACGCCCCCAAGCUCUUCCGCAUCGGCGGCGAAGGUCCCGAGAAGCAGGGCGCCCGCAUCGUUCUCUCAGUUGUCGGUUUCGCCGCUGAUGGCCACGCCCUUGCCGAGCAACUCGACACCAUCGUCAAGAUGUACCACUACCGCCACAACAAGCCCAUGACCGUCUCUGCCUGCGCCCAGCGCCUCUCUCACAUCCUCUACAACAAGCGUUUCUUCCCUUACUACGUUCACGCCAUUCUCGGUGGAAUCGAUGAGGAAGGAAAGGGUGCCCUCUACUCAUACGACCCUGUAGGCAGUUACGAAAGAGAGCAGUGCCGCGCCGCCGGUGCUGCCUCAAGUUUGAUCAUGCCUUUCCUCGACAACCAGGUCAACUUCAGAAACCAGUACAUCCCCGGUUCUGGCGAGGGUCACGCUCUGCAACCUCGUGUUCCUGAGCCUCUGCCUCAAAAGGAUGUCGAGGAGAUUGUCAUGGAUGCCUUCACCAGUGCCGUCGAGAGACACAUUGAGGUCGGUGACGGCCUGCAGAUGAUGAUCAUUACAAAGAACGGUAUCGAAGAGAGAUAUACCCCUCUGAAGCAAGAUUAG